Melozone crissalis (California towhee) is the source of this 728-nucleotide messenger RNA. It is a transcript of the gene ENSA, whose product is annotated as endosulfine alpha. The coding region runs from base 97 to 453 and encodes 118 amino acids. Gene Ontology annotation, molecular function: protein phosphatase inhibitor activity. Lineage: Eukaryota; Metazoa; Chordata; Aves; Passeriformes; Passerellidae. Gene Ontology annotation, cellular component: cytoplasm. The record is from RefSeq and is a predicted model, not a curated record. The transcript is spliced from 3 exons.
CACGCAGCUGAGGCGGUGGAGGCGGUGGCGGCCAUUUUGGAGCAGGGCGCGGGGCCGGACGCAGUGGAGGGAGCGCAGAGCCCCCCCCUCCCCGCCAUGGCAGCCCCGCUCGGUACCGGCGCCUUCACGGAGGAGACCGGGCAGGAAAAACAGGACUGUCAGGAGAAGGACAAAGGGAUUUCCCCCGAGAGGGCAGAGGAGGCCAAGCUCAAGGCCAAAUAUCCCAACCUGGGCCAGAAACCCGGGGGCUCUGAUUUCCUCAUGAAGAGGCUGCAGAAAGGGCAAAAAUAUUUCGAUUCUGGCGACUACAACAUGGCCAAGGCCAAGAUGAAGAACAAGCAGCUGCCCAGUGCAGGGCCUGACAAGAACCUGGUGACCGGAGACCACAUCCCCACGCCCCAGGACCUGCCCCAGAGGAAAUCCUCCCUGGUCACCAGCAAGCUGGCAGGGUAGCUGCACUCCCAGCUGGGGGCUGCCCUCUUUCUGUCUCUUUUUUUUUUUUUUUUUUGGCUAAAUGGAUUGAACUUCACCGUACCAUAGGGAUGGGAGCAGCAGAAUCCACGUAGUUUGUUUGAGUCUUUGCGGCAAACACACCCCAAAGGUGACUUGUGGGGGCAGGGUUGGGCUGGCCCUUCCUCCCAGAGAGGCUUUGCCUUAAUUUUUGCUGCUGUUUGGAACCAUCCCGGCUCUCAGAGGCACUGGAGCUGUGCCCCCUUCCUGGCUGGGAC